Messenger RNA from Anopheles marshallii, 1545 nucleotides. RefSeq lists its product as uncharacterized. The transcript is spliced from 2 exons. The coding region runs from base 1 to 1545 and encodes 514 amino acids. Lineage: Eukaryota; Metazoa; Arthropoda; Insecta; Diptera; Culicidae. The record is from RefSeq and is a predicted model, not a curated record.
AUGGCCUUCCAGAGUUACAGCUCCUCGGACCAGUUACUGCACCGUCAGGGGGAACGGAUGUUCGGUGGCGCCGGUCUCGGUGCUGCACGGAAGCUGUCGCUCUUCUUUGCCACGCUCUGUGUGGUGGAUUUGUUCGGUGUGUUUCCUAUCGUAGCCCUGCCCAAAUCGAUCAUUUCAUGCGGAUUGUACGGCGUACCGUUGGUGCUGUUCGUGAUUACACUGCAGAUCUACACCGCGGUCGUAUUGGGGCGUUGUUGGACGAUUGCCGAGAAGUUGGAUCCAUCGAUAGUGGCUAAAAAUCGAUACCCGUAUGCGGCAAUCGCGGAGUUCACCUACGGCAGAAGGAUGAGCGUAUUCGUUACGAUACUACUGGAUUUGACAGUGUUUGGUGGUGGGAUACCGAACCUAUUGGUGGCCGCACAGAAUCUUCAGUUGCUUGGGGCGCGCAUCAGUGGUGGUUCGUUUGAGAUAUCAUUCUGCUACUGGCUGCUGAUUAUUGGACUGUUUCUAUGUCCGAUCAUGUGGUUGGGCAGUCCGAAAAAUAUGCGAACUCUGGCGAGCGUAUCGGUGGUCGUUUGUAGCAGUGUGGCCAUUCUUACGUGGAUCUCUAUCGGGGAGGAUCGUUCGGGAAGUUUCACACCGUUCCAGGAUAUCACGCUCGGGCUGCCACCUUUCGUUCAGCUAUUGAAAGCGUACGGAAUAAUAGCGUUUCAGUUCGACAUUCAUCCAAUGUUGCUGACCAUUCAGGUGGAUAUGCAGCAUAAACGGCAGAUUGGAAAGGCGGUACUGUAUGGCAUUUUAACGACUUGCACACUGUCAGCGAUCACUACUUUCAUGACUGCAUAUCGCUAUGGAAUGGAUGCUACGAACAAUGUGCUGCAGAUUUUACCCCGCAGCUGGUCGCUGUACAUGACUAUUCUGCUGGUAACUUUGCAGCUGUGCUUAUCCAGCGCUGUAGGAAAUUCAGCGCUAUUUCAACACAUCGAAGAUCUUCUCGGGGCUUCCAGAGAUUUUACCAUAAAAAGAUGCAUUAUAAGAUCAACGCUCGUAUGGCUGGGUGUAUUGAUAGCAGAAAUUUUACCCCGAUUCGAUUUGGUCAUGGGCAUCAUCGGAGGAACAUUAACGGGACCGCUCAUCUUCAUUCUGCCUCCCCUGUUUUACCAACGCAUGCUGGAGCUGGAGAAAAUCUACAGCCAGGAACUGAAACGAUCGUACUCCACCGAAUCAUCACAGAUUUCGGAUGAUCAUUUCGAAGAUUCGGACAUCGAAACAAUCGGCGAAUCGCGUCGUAGUUGGUACGGUUCAAUUGGAUCGCAAGGGUCGGCAUUGUCCAUGGCGAAAAUACGAGAAAAUGUUAACAAGUGGAUUGAUCUAUUGGCCGUACGCUGCAAGCAAUUAUGUCACUUCAUGUACAGCGAUUGCAUUCUAGCCGGAGCAGUAAUCGUAUUUGGGAUAGCAGCAACAUUGGCAUCCACGUACUACAACAUGUUUGAUAUACGUGAAACGCAGCUAUGGUUUUCAUGUCUCAGUGCGUGGCGACGAUAA